This is a messenger RNA of Cherax quadricarinatus, 2731 nucleotides long. The record is from RefSeq and is a predicted model, not a curated record. Lineage: Eukaryota; Metazoa; Arthropoda; Malacostraca; Decapoda; Parastacidae.
AUGUUGGAGAAGGUUGCACUGAAGGAGAGAGUGGUAAUGUUGGAGAAGGUUGCACUGAAGGAGAGAGUGGUAAUGUUGGAGAAGGUUGCACUGAAGGAGAGAGUGGUAAUGUUGGAGAAGGUUGCACUGAAGGAGAGAGUGGUAAUGUUGGAGAAGGUUGCACUGAAGGAGAGAGUGGUAAUGUUGGAGAAGGUUGCACUGAAGGAGAGAGUGGUAAUGUUGGAGAAGGUUGCACUGAAGGAGAGAGUGGUAAUGUUGGAGAAGGUUGCACUGAAGGAGAGAGUGGUAAUGUUGGAGAAGGUUGCACUGAAGGAGAGAGUGGUAAUGUUGGAGAAGGUUGCACUGAAGGAGAGAGUGGUAAUGUUGGAGAAGGUUGCACUGAAGGAGAGAGUGCACUCAGCACUCUGCUCCCCACCCGCCCAUCAGGACUCUGCUGACGAGUACGACAGCGAGGCAGCACGAGUGACAGCAGCCAGUACGUACCUGAUUGAGCAGCUGGAGCCGCCCCCUCAGUACGCCUCCAGGCCCCCCCCGCACAUCCUGCCUCCGCCCCCUUCCCACAACGACCUCAACAUGGACGAUGCCUACGACGACGUGAGACGCAACCAGUACAACGCCGCUCUAGACCGUGCGGCGGCGGGGUACGGGACCCUGGGUCGCCGCAACACCACGCCCGACCACUAUAACAUUACUGCUGCUGACGACCACUACCCGCUCUCCAACCGCUACAACACCUACCAGCCUCCGCCCGCUCCGCUCACCCCCCUCGCCAGCACCCAAAACAACGGGUCGUUACGGAGGAAUCCGCCUUCCAAGCUCCACUUCCCAAAGGACUACAUCCGCAACGGGUCUAUGAACAUCCCCGUGUCGUCAUCGUCGUCUACGGGCGUGGGUGUGGGUGGUGGCCAGUACAGUAGCAAGCCUCAGUCUCCCACCCGCGCCCACCCGCCCCCACACACGCCCAUGCUUUCCACCUUCGCUCCGGAUGCUGGUCAGCUCUCUGCGGCUGGUGUUCCCUUGGAGCACCGAGGUCAUUUGGUGUGAGGCUGGAGUUAAAGACAGCUAAAAAAAAAAAUUAGAGUCUUCAACAGCUAAGGGUAAAAAAAAAAAGUGUUGUGCACCAGAUCAAAGUGGGCACUGAUCUGGCCAGGUGCUCGGCCCUCGCUGGUGAGUGUGUGAGGUCUGCUCCUCACACAGCAGCCCUCUCAGUCCCUCUCGUGGUGUCCCAGGUAUGCUGAACACUACCUGUUGAUGCUACCUGCUGAGGUUAGUUGCUAGAGGCUUCGUGCCAAGCUAACAAUACCAACUUUACAACGAGCCUCUUCCAUUUUAGGUUUGGUAAUGAGCUGACUACGACGAUUUGAAGUGACCUUUUUCAGUAACUCUCUAGGAGCCUAAAGUGAACCAGGUGAUGUGUACCCUGGUGGUAAUUAAGCACUAAAGUGAAGUCCUCAGUAAGUCUCAAAACACAUUAAUCACCCUGAAACUGAUGAAUGUUUGGUGCGUUCUUUUUGUGUGAAAAUGAGACCGAAGAAUUCUGACAACAGAACUUUAGCGGGAAUGAUCGGAACAAUAGCAACUCGUGUGUGUGAUUUCUGCAAGUUUCCCAGAUAGAUUUUGAGAAAUCUCUAGACAGUGGCAUUACAGAUAAACUCAGUAAGAGGAUGAUGGCUUCCCAUGAAACCUGGAACGUCACGCUCAUUACAACUUUCCAGUUGUGACAGUCAAUUGGUCUUUCUGCUGCCAUGGAGAUAAACUCAUGACACGUGAGGUCUGGAAAAGAUUGGUGUGCAUUCUCCUUCAUUUGAUACCUGGAAAUAAGGGGUGCUUGGGAGAGCAGCUAUUUCAGUGUCGUAAAGUUUACCGAGCAACCAGUCUCAAUGCUUUCACUUUUAUUCCUUCUCGAUGAAUGAAAGUGAGGUUCAUUGAGUUAGCGCACGAGGGUAAAAGUCACUCUCCACACGCGUGCUUCUUCUGGUGAAAAAGCAUCAAGGCACACACAUAUCAGGAACAGUUGGUGCUUCACUUGCUUCUCCAAGAGGAGCGUGUGCGUGACGACGUGUGGAGGUGGCUCAGUGCAGCCCCAUCGUGCACAGCAAAUGCUCAAAAAUGUGAUGUAAGAUAGUGUAAUUUUAGGCAUCUAUUGGAGAAAGAGCCUUGAGGCCUGGGGACUUACCUAGGUCAUGUGUUCCUUCUUCAUUGGAACUCCCGCCGCACCCCCCUUCCCAACCUUUCCUUCCCUUCCCAUCUCUCACUUCGACUUAAGAUAAUUCAUCACUCCCAACAUACCCGAAGAUGAACAUGUCAAGAUGUCAGUCACAUCCUGACAAGGCUACAUAGGUGCGUGCAUGCGUGUGCGCGUGCGCAUGUGCGUGUGUGUAAUCAUUACAAUGCUGUGUGACUUGUGUGCGACAAGUACCAUGCUCGUGAGAUACAUACCCACAUUUUCACAGGUGAAAAGUACCAGGAGUCUGUCCCGUUAAUAGGAGAACUUCCGCUGCUGGCGGACUAGCCUGAAGGAUGCGAGACUGCGGGAUCCAGGCGGACAUGGAAGUGCCUUGUAGUGGGUCCUGGCGCUGGAUUCCAGCUUACAGGAACCUUACCUAUGUUCCAGGAUAUCCUCUUUUUUUAAUCUUCGCCAUUGCAAAGCCUGACUCCAUCUAGACCUUCAUGUUGGCUGUAUCGUGCGUCUAACACACGGACACAGCUUAUACUCUCAAGACAAAAUAUA